Trypanosoma grayi is the source of this 531-nucleotide messenger RNA. Its product is annotated as histone-lysine N-methyltransferase. Gene Ontology annotation, biological process: DNA damage checkpoint signaling; regulation of transcription regulatory region DNA binding; DNA repair. Lineage: Eukaryota; Euglenozoa; Kinetoplastea; Trypanosomatida; Trypanosomatidae. The coding region runs from base 1 to 531 and encodes 176 amino acids. Gene Ontology annotation, molecular function: histone H3K79 methyltransferase activity. The record is from RefSeq and is a predicted model, not a curated record. Gene Ontology annotation, cellular component: nucleus. The transcript has a single exon.
AUGGUUCGCUUGAUGAAAAUAAAAUCAGAGGAUACGUUCUAUGACUUCGGUUGUGGUAACGGAUCUGUUUUGUUUCAGGUUGCUUUUCUAACUGGUGCUCGCUGUGUCGGUGUCGAAAUCAGUGAGCACAAUGCCAAAGUUGCAAGGGCCGCUUGGGAGCGCCUCAAACCUGAACUAGAGUCUUUUUCUGGAAAAAAAAUGCCCGAGGUUGAGAUAAUUACUGCCGACAUGACAAAAAUUUUAGCCGACAAAACAAUCUUCAAUGAAGAUAAUGGAAGGACAGCAAUACUACUUUCAAAUUUGUUAUUUCCCAAAUCGUUGACCCAUUACCUUUCGGAGCGUUUCAGGCAGAUUCCACGUGGGGCAAGAAUACUUUGUUUUGAUGACCUUUACCCGCAUAGCCGUUCGGUUGCCGCGAUUCGUGACCCAGAGGCUUUUGCGUUUUUCUCCAUGACUGACUACCGUUGGCAGGAGCGCAGCGUGGAGUGGUGCUCAAUGGAAGGACCGUUUUAUAUCCAUCAGCGAAGGUAG